This is a messenger RNA of Cyprinus carpio (common carp), 953 nucleotides long. RefSeq names its product ribosomal protein S19 binding protein 1 (gene rps19bp1). Gene Ontology annotation, cellular component: nucleolus. The record is from RefSeq and is a predicted model, not a curated record. NCBI's taxonomy places the organism in Eukaryota, Metazoa, Chordata, Actinopteri, Cypriniformes, Cyprinidae. Gene Ontology annotation, molecular function: enzyme binding.
AGAAACGUUCUCAUCUCAUGCGCUAGUGUUGAAUCAGGCGGAACUUUGCUGCUGCUGCUCGUGUUUCUGCCCGAGCCUUUGUUGUGACGCACUCGCUGAAUUCACAUGGCACGUAAACACUGAACGCUUACUUGUACUCUGUAUUUAUCUACAUUUAUUUCCACCUCGUUCAUCACUUUGAUCAUGUCAGCAUCCGUGAUCCGAAGAGGACUUGAAUUAUUCAGCGAGAAAGAUGGAGUGAAGCGUAAGCAGAAGAAGAGCAGCUCUCGUAAGUCCGCGCUGAUGGAGCAGAUCAGCACCGAUAAACAGGGCGUUCAGAGGCGGAUCCGGCGGCUGCAGCGACCCGGAGGAUCAGCGCGGAGCACAAACACGGUCAAAGACAAGCACAUCCGGUCAGCGCUGGACGAAUACAGAAAGAAGCAGAAGAAGAGUCAGCUGAAGUCAAACGUGGAGUAUUUCCUGGCGUCUGAUCAUAAAACACAGAGCAGAGACACGAGAAAGAUCGUCCAGCAGCAUUCGGGGCGGCGCUCCUGUCAUCGGCCCGAUCCGCCCGCCUCCAAACCGGAGGAAGAAUCAGUCUUCACUGAGAAGGACUUCCAGAAGUUCCAGAAGGAAUAUUUCUCAAAUCUCUAACGUCUGUGUGAUCUCUGACUGAAGCUCUGCUGCAGAAAUCCUGUUUGACUGAACAGCCCUGAUUGAUUCUUGAACUUUUGUUUAAAGAAUUUUGAUUGUGCAGUUUGAAAAACAAAGAAUUAGUAAAUGGUCAGAACUAAAAGUCAAACUAGAGACCUGUGUACUUCUGCUGCUGUAGAACUGUCAACGGAGUACAGAAACUAAACCCAUCAAUGACAACAAACAAACUGUGCUUUUUCUGUUUUUGGUUUUGUUUUUAUGUUUUUUUUUUUCUAAUGUCAGCAGGAUGCAUUGAAAUAAAGUUAUAUUUCGCCUGAAAA